This is a messenger RNA of Chlorella variabilis, 3176 nucleotides long. RefSeq lists its product as hypothetical. The transcript has 12 exons. The record is from RefSeq and is a predicted model, not a curated record. Gene Ontology annotation, biological process: replication fork processing; DNA repair. Lineage: Eukaryota; Viridiplantae; Chlorophyta; Trebouxiophyceae; Chlorellales; Chlorellaceae. Gene Ontology annotation, cellular component: nuclear replication fork. Bases 1 to 2745 code for a protein of 914 amino acids. Gene Ontology annotation, molecular function: ATP binding; ATP-dependent chromatin remodeler activity.
AUGUCUUGGGAUGACGAGGGCGAGGAGGAGUGGGACCUGGACGCCCUGGCCUUAUUGGAAGCGAACGCGCUUGCGUCACGGCAGCAGCACAAGCCGCCGGAGCAGCAACAGCACACGACAGCCAGUGCAGAGGCAAGACCGCAGGGGCCUCCCCCCGCCGCAGCAGGCCCUGCAGCCGCGCCGCAGCAGCUGAAUGGGUCCGCCGCACGCCCGCCGCUCACCGCCCAAGACCUGUGCCACCGCACCCGCCACUUUGCCAAGCUCCCGCCGCCGCUGCUACGACCCAUGCAUGACAGGUGCCCUGGCGUUUAUGGCCGGGGAUGUGGCGGCACGGUGCAGCUGGUCAACUUGGCAGCAGUCGGUUUGUCCUUCUGGGCCUGCUCCAACGUUUCUUGCGCCUAUCGCGAGUAUCCGCCUCCCAGAAAGCUGUCUCCCGAGUUGUGCAUCGUGCUGGACAGGCACCGCGGCGCAAUCGAGGUGGCGGCGAUGCUGGGCGCAGAGGAUGCGAUUCGUUUUUGCGGCGGGGUGGCGGUGGUGCUGAGAGCGGCUGGUGUGGACAUGAGGCGGGCUCUGGCCGUGCUGGCGACAGUGCCAGGGCCUGAGGAGGCCUCGGUGUGCCCACCCGCGGCAGUGACGGCAUCAGCAGCCCCACAUGUGCAGGCCCAGGCUGCUCAGGCCACAACAGCCGCGGCGCAAGUGGUAUUGGGGCUGCCGGCAGUGCCUCCUGGUGUACCAGCCAGCAGCUCAGUGGCGGCCACCAGCCAGAGCGCAUCAGCUGCAGCACAGGAGGCAGCGCCGGCACAGCCACCACCUGCGCCCAUGGCGGCUGCCUCUGCAAGCCCGCCCAGCCUGUGGCCUGUGGUGUUCCCGCUGUCCGAGUAUGAGAGGUUGAGCAGCACACUGGUGCAGUUUGGCCGCAAGUCGGGCGUCACACUGCUGCCCAAUGCAGGCAUGAUUCCGAUCCCCACCCUUAGAGCUGCCAGGGGCGCGUGGCGCGUACCGCCACCGCCUGCCGAGGUGCGGGCGCUGUAUGCCCGCAUGCCUGCCUUCCUGGAGGCUGCGCUGCUGCCCUUCCAGCGCGAGGGCGUGCUGUUUGGGUUGGCACGCGCCGGCCGCUGCCUCAUAGCCGACGAGAUGGGCGUCGGGAAAACGGUGCAGGCCAUUGCGCUGGCCAGCUGCUUCCAGGAGGAGUGGCCCCUGCUGGUCAUUGUGCCCGCCAGCCUGCGCCUUGUGUGGGCGGAGGAGUUGGAGAAGUGGCUGCCUCACCUGCGCCCAGCGUGCAUCCACCUGGUCGAGGGCAAGGAAGACCGCGUGGCGCGGGGCGCACUGCCGCUGGUCACCAUCACCAGCUACGAAAUGAUGCAGCGCCUGACCUGCGAUGCCUGCAAGAACAGGGUGGUGCAGGGUGCCGGCAUGCGCGCGGGCCGGCGCCCGUCGUGCCGCGACCUCCAGAACUGUAUGGCCAGCCAGCGCUGGAAAGUGGUGAUUGUGGAUGAGAGCCACACGCUGCGCACAUCCAACAAGCCACCUGAUGCGCUGCACACCGAGGCGACGGUCACGGCGGUCAAGCUGGCCAGGCGCGCCAUCCUGCUGACGGGCACCCCCAGCCUGAGCCGCCCCUUUGACCUCUUCCGCCAGGUGGAUGCUGUGGCGCCUGGCCUGCUGGGCGCCAACCGCAUCUGCUUUGCCUCCGCCUACUGCAACCGGCGUGAGGUGGCGCUGACGGUGCACAACGGGGAGCGCACCACACGCUGGGACGUUGGCGGGCUGUCGCGGGGCGGCGAGUUGCACGACAUGCUCAAGGCGGAGGUGAUGCUGAGGCGGCUGAAGCAGGAUGUGCUGUCGCAGGCAAGUGGCAUGGGGGCGCUGGGCCGGGCUGCCAAAAGCCAUGCACUGCCUCCCAAGCGCCGCCAGGUGAUCCGCCUGCCCAAGCCUGCCGCUUCCGAGUGGCCCAAGUUGGCAGAGGGGGCCACACGCCAUGCAGAUGACAGCGAGGGCAGCGCCAGCUCAGCCAGCGAGGACGAGGGGGAGGAGGGGGCAGAGGAUGCGGAUGGCGGCGGCCAGUCCGCCAAGCCCAUGAGUGCCGCCCACCGCACCGGGCUGGCCAAGGCAUCCAGCGUCAUCGACUGGCUGAUGACGGCGCUGGGGGCACGCAAGAGCCAGAGGCAGCAGGGUGGCACAGGCCAGAAGGCUGAGGACGAGGAGGAUGCGGCUGGCGGCGGCGACCCCAGCAGGGAUGGUUGCGCCAGCACCAGCGGCGACUCUGGUGGCCCCAAGUUCCUAGUGUUUGCUCACCACAAGACUGUGAUGAACCGGCUGGCAGCGGCGCUGGAGGGCGCCAAGCAGUAUGCGCCCGUGAACUAUGUGCGCAUCGAUGGCGGCACCGACCAAGAGGACAGGCGGCAGGCGGUGCGGCGCUUCCACUCCGACUCCGCCGUCCGCGUGGCGCUGCUGUCGGUCACCGCCGCUGGCGUGGGGCUGGACUUUAGCGCCGCCAGCGUAGUGGUGUUUGCUGAGCUGCCGGAUGAGGUGGCGCAUGUGCGGCAGGCAGAGGACCGUGCCCACCGCCAGGGCCAGCGCCACCCCGUCAACGUCUACUUCCUGUGCGCCAAGGGCACCGCAGACGACCGCCGCUGGCAGGCCCUGAACCGCAGCCUGGCGCGGGCGUCGGCGUGUCAGCGGCACCGCCUGGGCAACCGGAUGGCGAGGGCAGUAGCAGGGCGCAAGGCGGUGCAGCGGCAGUAGCUGUGGCAGCCCAGGCAGCCCAGGCUGGGCUGGUAGUGGAAUGUGUGCACGAUGCGGAAGAGGCAGGCAUUACGCCUGCGGCGGCAAAGGCCGGCUUGGCAGCAAUGGGCAGCACCGGCGGCAGGCGAGAGAUUGUGGGCGGCACGCGAAUUGGCGAGUCGCCGCUGCCAGGCUCUGCUGCUGCCCCAGCUGCGGGAGCACGGGCUGCCAUGGGAGCGGCAGCCCAAGUCACGCCAUCUGCGCCAGCUGCCUUGAACCAGGCAAUCGCCGCCCCGGGAGCAGCAGUGGCAGCAGGAGCUGGUGUUCCAGGGACCAGUCAAUGCCAGCCUGCCACCAGUUUGGCUGUUGCCGGUGCAGGCGGUGCAGAGGUGGCGGGCAUUGCCCAGCCCGCCGCAACCGCUGCACCAGCUGCUGACAGCCUUGCAGCGCCG